UUAUACAUCUUGAAGAAACGUACAUACGUGGCGGACCUUGUAGAGAAUAGACUAACUCUAAAUGCGUCCUCUGUCUACGUCGGGUAUCUCACUCGUGGCGCGUGCAACCAUUUGUCAUGAGAAUCAAUGAAAUGUAAUGGACUCGACUUAACGCGCUAACCGCGACACUUCGUUGUAACGACCUUUGCACGUCCAUCGUUGUAACGUAUUUACGAACACCUCGAUUUUUAUCCAUCGCAACUCCCAUAUGAACUUCCAUACGAAAUUUACAAAAUAGUUUUUAGUUAUAGAUUCGACGAGAAGAACGGUUUCAUUAUGCUUUGUGGUCGUACGUAUUGUACAUCCUGUUUCCAAUUGGAUGAAUAAGUAGAGAUUAAGAAGAAAGCAGCGCGGUAAGCACGGAACGUGAGUGCGUCUAAUGAUAAUUAUGAUUCUUAUCGGUACUCUGGUGUACAGUGUACGGUGUCAGUUUACUCGAAAGGUGGGCUGUGAAAUACGUACAACCAUAGUACAGUAUCUAGACGUUCACAGAGGAUAUUGUUAUCUACUUUCUAUAUAUUAAAAUGUUGGUCUAAAAUCAAUGACCCCGCUAUAUCAUUACAAUACCGAUUUACUUUUAUUCAUUCAUGUGAACGUCUGUAGAUUGCACCAGGAAGUCCCAUGGUUAUCUGAAGACGUUUACACGUAUCUGUCUUCUGAUAACACUUACGCGAAUAUAAUCGAAACCUCUUAGUUAGCGAAUAUAAUAUCUCCUGUUUUUCGAACGUGGCAAACGUGCUCGUUUGCUACGUAAAAGGAAAUAUCUUUUCUAUCGUUUCUAUCGUAUCUGCAUUUUCGACAAAUAUCUCGGCUUUUAACCGGUAUUAUGUAACGUUUACAAAGCUAUCGGCUACAGUACUGUAAUAGGGAAAUUCGGGCAUAAACUGCGACAUCUAUACGCAUGGCCAAAGAGAUGAAAUAAUAGAAGAAAUUCGCAAGUUUCCUCGUUGCAACAGGAUAAUCUUCGUCAUCGUAUCGAAGGACAUGUAAUACCGCAACACACGAUCUGCACAACAAACGUAGCAUGAAGUUGUCUCCGUCUGCACUAACUAAAGUCACGAUGGUCAAUGCACCUGAAAGCAGAUCGAAGCGGUUCCAUAGCUCGUACAAACGCACAGUAUCAUCGCUAAAUAAGCACGAAAUUGGUAAUUUGGGAAGGAGAAAGAUAGAGGCACACAAUAAAAAAAUGCGAUUACAGUAAUUAUUAUAUGUACAUUAGAGAUUAAUUUUGAGUACUUUCGUUGCAUUUAUCUUGCGGAAACAACCACCGCCGUUGGCGGAAAAUUACACACUUUCGCCCUCGUUACCGAUAAACAGCUGCAUUAUAUAAAGAUAAAUAUGACGUUGGACACUUUCUGUUGCUCAAGACAAUGACUACAGAAAGUCGAAUUUGUAUAUAACUAUACUGUCUCGCUAAAGUAGCGAAGAUUAUAAACAAAUAUUGUGUUAGUAGGAAAUAUGUAUAUUGAUGAAGCUGUUUAUUCAUUUCUGAGUCACCUUUGCCAUGGACAAUUGUUGACACCAUGGCUUAACACUGCUUGAUCAUUUUGCAUCAUUUAUGUGUACGUACUACUCCUACAAAGGAACAAAAAUUUAUCCUUGUAAAUAUCAAGUUAAUCAGCAUAACUACCAAACUUCCAAUAGAGUAGGCUAAUGUAAGGUGCUUCAUUGCCAGGGUCGCUGCAGAUAUUAGAAACUUCCUAACACCUUAUUCUAUGGUUUCUGUCGGUAGUAUCUGCAGAUGGUAUAGUAGCACAGAUUCAAUGUCAAUUGUUACGAAAAUAGAUUCAAUCGAAAAUUGGAAUACCCAAUCGAUAUCUGUGUAUAUGUAUGUAUGUCGUAAAAUUUCUCGAAGUACAUAUGUACAUUUAAGUCCGUAAAGCUGUGGUUGGCAGGAACAUUAGGAAUAUGUACGUGGUUGCACUUAAAAUCAUAAAAAAUAUUAGUAUGUAAUUAUAAAUAUUUACAGCACAGAAAUACAGAUCUAGCAGACAAUGGAAAGAUACAUACAGAGGCGUUUAAGUACUUUCUAAAGAUUUGUAAUGUGUUAAUGUAAACCCAACACCCUCUGGUGGUGCCAUGUAAAGCAGAUUAAAUGAAGGAACGUGUGUGGAAUAUGAAACUACCAAGUACAUAUACACACGAAUCAAGCCGGACAUUUAUGAAACGUCAGACGUACAACUAAAUUGCUAUUUUGUCGCAUUUUACGAAUGAAAAUGCUCUUUAUGUACAACAUGACAUUACUGUGUAUUAAUGCUGUCUAAAGAAAAGGCAUAUUAUCAAAAUGACUGAGGAUAAGCAUUUAUUAAAAGAGAGGUAUUAUGAAUUAAAUGAUUCCAUCGCAGGUGGAGAGACCCAACCAACUCCUGGAAAUGAGGCACAACCUGAAGCCUCUGAACCUAGAGCCAUACAUGGCGAAGGAUUGCACGAAAUAAUAGCAGAAUCAUCUUCUCAAAACGUACCUGAAUCAUCUACAGAUUUACUUACUGUUCAUGGAACAACGCAAGGAGAAAGUAGUGAUGCUGUUAGCAUACAUACAGCCAGUACUUCAGUUUCUGGCAAUGAAUCAAGUUCCAGUAGAGUGAGUGCAAUAACUGUAGUGUUACCUUGGGGUGCUCAGAAGGAAACAGUGAAACCAUUACAAAUGGCAGAUAUGGAUAUAGGACCUGGAGAAUUUGUGAUGCGUACCUUAUUCGCAGAAUUUACAUCGCAGGCAGAGAAAAAGAUGGAAGCAGUUAUGACAGAACAUGAAAAAUCACUUUCAAAAGUAUUACAAAGAGGUGAAGAUCCACAGUUUGAUCAGCUUUUAUCUGCAUUUGGUUCUGUUGCGGAACACUGUUUGCCUUCUAUACUACGAGCAUUAUUCAAUUGGUAUGAACGUCAAUUAGUUGAUCAGGGUAGUGAUCAGAAAAAACCUGCUCCUGGGAAAGAAGAUCAAAAAGGAAAGAGUAUCAUGUAUACAAUAGUAUCAGGAAGUGUAGAAACAGUUGAAAGAAGUGAAGCUGACUUACUUCAAGAACGGAGAGAUCUUGCUGUUGAAUUUAUAUUUUGUUUAAUGUUAAUAGAAGUAUUGCGUCAAUUACCAUUUCACCCUGGUCAUGAAGAUUUAGUAACAUAUAUAGAAAAUAUAGCUUUUAAACAUUUUAAAUACAGAGAAGGUAUUCAGAAUGAACCAAAUGCAGCAAAUAUUCAUAUUAUUGCUGACCUUUACGCGGAAGUAAUAGGAGUACUUGCACAAUCUAGAUUCCUUUCAGUAAGAAAACGAUUCAUGAUUGAAUUGAAAGAGCUACGUGCUAAAGAACCUGGACCUCACACAACUCAGAGUAUUAUCUCAUUAUUAAUGGGAAUGAAAUUCUUCAGAGUAAAGAUGGUACCAAUAGAAGAAUUUGAGGCAUCAUUCCAGUUUAUGCAAGAGUGUGCACAAUACUUUUUAGAAGUGAAAGAUAAGGAUGUUAAACAUGCUUUAGCUGGACUUUUUGUUGAAAUUCUUGUUCCUGUAGCAGCCGCUGUGAAAAAUGAAGUGAAUGUACCUUGCCUGAAAAAUUUUGUAGAGAUGUUAUAUUCUACAACGUUGGACAUGUGUACCAAAUCAAAACAUAGAUUGGCACUGUUUCCACUCGUAACGUGUUUAUUAUGCGUGAGUCAAAAAACAUUCUUCUUGCAAAAUUGGCACUACUUCUUAGCAAUGUGCCUUUCACACCUAAAGAACCGGGACCCCAAAACCUGUCGUGUUGCAUUGGAGGCGCUAUACCGUUUACUAUGGGUGUACAUGAUACGCAUAAAAUGUGAAAGUAAUUCAGCUACUCAAAGUAGACUGCAAAGCAUCGUGAACUCUUUAUUUCCUAAAGGUUCGAAGGCGGUAGUACCACGUGAUACUCCACUGAAUAUUUUCGUUAAAAUCAUUCAGUUUAUCGCACAGGAAAGAUUAGAUUUUGCGAUGCGAGAAAUAGUUUUCGAUUUGUUAUCGGUUGGUCGGCCAGUAAAAAUAAUUUUAACUCCCGAACGGAUGAGUAUUGGACUUCGUGCAUUUUUGGUCGUUGCUGAUAGUUUGCAGCAAAAAGAGGGAGAACCUCCCAUGCCCCGUACAAUGGGUGUAUUACCAAGUGGCAAUACUAUACGCGUUAAAAAGACAUUCCUCAAUAAAAUGUUGACAGAAGAUACUGCGAGAAGUAUAGGAAUGUCUUCAUACUUUCCACAUGUUCGUCGGGUGUUUGUUGAUAUAUUACGCGCUUUAGAUGUUCAUUAUGGCAGACCUCUCAUGAUGACAAGUACACAAAACAUGAACAAGGAACCAGACGAAAUGAUUACCGGAGAACGAAAGCCUAGGAUAGAUCUUUUCCGGACGUGUGUUGCAGCAGUUCCACGGUUGAUACCUGAUGGAAUGACUGGUGCUGAAUUAGUUGAUUUAUUAUCUCGUUUAACAGUUCACAUGGACGAAGAGCUUCGUGGACUUGCAUAUCAGAGCUUGCAGACAUUGGUCUUAGAUUUUCCCGACUGGAGACAAGAUGUUGUACUUGGAUUCACUCAGUUUCUCGCUAGAGACGUUCAGGAUACUUUCCCACAACUUGUAGAUAACGGCUUAAGAAUGCUUUUGCAACUUCUCACAAGUUGGAAGAACGCACUGACAAGUCCAAGCAUAAGAUCUAAGGAACAGGCGGCCGACAGUACGAGAACAAUUGCACGCACCGAUGGCUGCAUUAAGAAAAGUGAAUCAGGACAAAAGAUAGAACCUGUUUCAAGCGUGUUUCAGUUGGUAGAGGGUUUUGCAUUAGUUAUGCUAUGCAAUUGUCGACUUUAUCCUCGUAGAAUAGCAGUUCAUAUAUUGCGCGAGGUCAAGUAUUUGUUAAACACUUUAGGAGGUUUGGAAGAUGAUCAAGCUGUAAUAGAUGUAAUAGAUGCUUGUUGUCCAGUGGUUUUGGAGAAAUGUUAUCACAUGUUACCACCCGCGGAAAAGACAGCAGCUGCUUCAACGUCUAACGUGGAUCUUCAGUGGAUAGCUGAAAGAAGCAGUUGCGUGUGGACAGCGGGACUUCACGAUGACACUAGUACGAAAAGCUCUUCCUCUUUGAAUUUGAAUGGAGCAGAUCCAUGGGGAAGUUGUCUAUUCGCUUUCUUAGAAAAGGACAGAGUGCUCACAUUGUGUCCUUCUGCCGUCGCGCACUCAUGGCCUAUCGUGUUUACCCGGAUAAAUUCCCUCUUCUCAGUAAUUGAUCCUACACCUGUGAACGACAAUAGAGCAUCCCUAUUGCGAAGUUCAACGGCAGUGCGAAAGCCGAUCAACGAGAGAGACAUGUACAUGCAUGUUUGGAAAAAUUAUUUGACCUUCGGAUACAGGGUUGUCCCGCCGGUACCGAGUCCGGUUGUACGGUGCGCUAGUCCAGAUCUCAGUCUCAGUGGUCAGCAUACGGUGGAGUUUGGUGUGUUGUGCAUGAGUAAGGAGUUGAGUCAGAGCCUGGAGAAUCUCGGCGGGGCGCAGACCCUGCCGGGUCGGUUCUCCGUACCGUCCAUUUCCGGCAUCUACACCAGGCAUAAGCGGACCAGCUCCUCGCCGGACAGUCUUUCCGCCGAGAGAGGCGACAACAAAUCACCCGGCACGAACGCGAGCCCUGCAGCCCUCUACAAGUUGACGGUACCUCUUCUGAGAUGCGAAGUGGUCGAUGUCAGAGAUGCUGCUGUCCAAGCAAUCGGCAAGGUCAACGCUGAUGCUUUGAAAGAUUUAAUGGAAGAACUAGUCCCUUACAUUCGUGAAGCGGUUGAUCGAAAGCAAGAAAAUAUGAGACGCCGCAGACGCAGAGAUGCGUUAAGAUUACAGUUAGUGAGAGUUCUAGAACUCAUUGCCGAGUAUGGAACUUUCGGUAUCUGCCCUGCAGUAUUAGGCCGUGAGACACAAUCGCUUCAUCCAACGUUCGUCGAGUAUAUCGACGGUGCACGUUUAUAUUUGGAGAACGAGGCUGACAAAGAGGCUCCUGCUGUGCGCGAUAUCAAGUUGCAUUUCUGUAAUUUUAUUAGAAAAAUGAUCAAGAGUUUCACGUUGGAAACGUGUCAGUCAUUGUUGAAGAGAGAUUUGAGACGGAGUUUGUUCAUGCUGUUCGCUAGUUGGGCUGGCCCUUACGGUCGCUCGAUUACAAGCCCAUUCUGGCUACAGGAAGAAGGGAAAUCUUGUACGGAGUUACAGCUUUCAGCGCUGCAAGCCAUGAGUGGAUUGUUAUGUUGCGGGCCUUGCUUCAAUCCUCAACUGUUUUCUGAGGAGGGAGCGAUAUUGUAUCAAUGGCUGGACUUACUGUUGGAUAGCAAGGAUGAAAAAAUUUACGCCCUUGCUCGAGAAACGGUAGUUUUGCUAUUAGAAUGUAAUCCUGAUAUUGGAGCUCUCCUGGAUUGGGUCGUCGACAGAUGCUAUACCGGAGCUCCUCAAGUAGCCGAUGGUUGUUUCUUAGCGCUGGCAACAAUCUUCAGUGCAAGAGAAUAUCCUUGCGAUCAUUACACAAGCAUCAUCAACGUUACACUGAUGAGUACGGGUUGCCCUCGUGCUCCUGUCCACGAUGCGGCUCUUCAGCUUCUCCAGCUGUUGGACCAACGGUUUUUCGGGAACGUGGGUCCCCUUCCGACUACAGAACCAGAGACCGGCCAGGACGAUCUCGUUGCCGGCUCAUCAACUACGGCCACUUCCGUGCCAGGACAACAGAGUAAUCCAAUCGGUGGGUUAUCCUCGAACGGCACAAUUAGGGGCGGCACCCUGGACGUCCUCCUGUCGACCACUUAUUGUCGCAAUCAGAUGUAUCUCUCGCGCCAGCUCGCCCAAUUACAUCCGGAACUUACGAUGCCCAUGUUCAGCGAAAUUACGCACAGGUUUCAAACGGCUAGAAGAGAAGUACGACAGCUGUUGCUCCAGUAUUUGUUACCCUGGCUGCACAAUAUGGAGCUGGUCGACCCUAAUGUACCGCCGCCGUCGAAUCCAUUGAGUUACUAUCAGUAUUAUGCCACGGAUAUGUCAAGGGGUGGAGCGAGAAGAGAAGGAUGGGGUAGCGCCGAGGCAACGGAAAUGGUGUUGAAUAAUUUAUUUUACAUAACUGCCAAGUUCUCUGACGAGCACCCCAAAGAAACGGAGGAGCUAUGGGCAACUUUGUGCGGUUGUUGGCCUAACAAUCUGAAAGUGAUUAUUCGUUAUCUGAUCAUCGUCUCGGGAAUGGCGCCGCAAGAACUACUCCCAUACGCGAAACGCGUCGUGCUCUAUUUAGCCAGAGCUCGUCCAGAUCGUUUGGUGGAUGAAAUGAUGACCGAGCUGCAAACAGUGGAAACCCUUAAUUGCCUGAUUGAACGAACCGAGACACCACCUUUUUAUAGACUAACUAGCAUGAGGAAGGCUUCUUCUCAUAGCGAUGCUCCGGCCGCGGACCCUGGCAACCCUUCUCGUGACCUUGCGGUCGAGAAAGGCACCAUCCAUACGAAAAGGCAUUCCGGCGAGGAUCCAGUUAAAACCGGGUCGAAAUCUGAUACAGCGCUACGGGCGCUCGCUGGAUUUCAAACCCCACGUGUCGAAAAAACGAGGACUGCGAGCGGUCCGCCGGUUCUUCCUGAUGAUUUGUCCACUCCUACGACAGAGGCGGAGUUAACUGCCGACGAGUCCUGCUAUGGAGCACGCAACGGCCCCGCAGGUGUGAACGGGAAGAUCUCCUGCAGCGGGGAAAAAUUCGAUAUUCCACAACCGCAUCCACUACCGAUGCCUGAAUACGGUGGAUAUUUUGCGCCGUUGACGGAAUAUUUGCCGGACAGUUCGCAGCCAAUAAGUGGCUUUCAUAGAUGUAACAUCGCCGUAAUGCUGCUCACCGACGUUGUCGUUGACGGCAUACAACUUGAUUGGACUAUUCAUGUACCGCUGAUGCUGCACAUAGUUUUCCUUGGACUGGACCAUUCGAGGCCACUAGUGAGAGAUCACUGUCGUUGCCUGUUGCUGAAUCUAUUAGUUGUCCUUGGAGAUCAUCGGGAUCAUCUGGGUGUGGCGAGAGUGUUGUUGGCUUCUAAGACGGAACAGCUGGGUCUGGGUCUUUCUACCCCGGCUCUGCCAGUAUUGGAGCACAACUUCACGGAGGUUGAUCCAGAGUUUGACAGUUAUCUUUAUGGUCCACCAACGGCGCCUCCGCCGACUACACCACCUGCAUCAUCUUCGCCGCCUCCACCUUCUUCCUCUCCUCCUCCUCCACCACCGCCACCUCCCCCGCCGCCGCCGCCGCCGCCUCUACCCGAAUCUUCUAUAUUUACUUCCACACCGCCGCCGCCACCACCGCCUCCUCCGCCACCGUUUCCACCUUCAAAUACUGGAACACCCACGCAUUCGCCGAUUCCUAAUUCAAUGUCCACACCUCCGACAUCAAUGAACCAUGUGAAUCCGGCGGUCAUAGAUAACUGUAAAGAUUAUUCGAAUCAUCAUGCAUAUGAAUCAUCAGUUUGUAACAAUUGGACACCCGCGGCCGGCGUGACAACUACCGUGCCACCUGUCAUAGUUACUCCGGAUGAUGCUAAUAAUUGGAUUGGCCCGCAACCUGGCCCUAACAUGCCGAUCCAAGAUGUGAUAAAAUCUCUGAUUAACUUUCUUGCUUCUAGGAUAAACCAACCACUCUGGAAUUACGAAGACAUGACUGCCAAAGUCUGGUGGGUUCGCAGUGCAGAACAGCUAACAGUAUUAUUGCGACACGUGUUAAGAGUCUUCAGAGAUUCUUUACCACAUGCGUUAGUUAGUCAACGAUGGGCACAAACCGCGCUGCAAUUGGGCCUGUCCUGCUCGUCUAGACAUUAUGCAGGAAGGUCUCUUCAAGUGUUCAGAGCAUUACGAGUUCCUAUCACAUCCCGUAUGCUGUCGGAUAUUUUAUCCAGACUCGUGGAAACCGUUGCCGAACAAGGCGAAGACAUGCAGGGGUACGUGACGGAGUUGUUAUUGACACUGGAAGCAGCCGUUGAUUCCUUGGAGUCAGAUUUCCGGCCUCUGGACUUUAUGAAAGAAAUAUUUAAGUCUACGCCAAAUUUGAACAACAAAGAUCCAGCGUCUGGUUGCUUGAUCGGUGGCAAGCGUAGCCCAGGAGGAGGAAAUGGAUAUCCAGCCGGUCCUCACAUGUUCUCCCAUCUCAAUCAAGGUGGUCACACGCGAAGCACUAGUUAUUCAGUCAGUUAUUGCAUGAAGAAAUCAAGCGGUGGUAAUGUGGCAACCAGCGAAAUAAAAGAAUUAGAUAACAGAUGUAACAAAUACCCAAAUUCCAACCUCUCCCGAUCAAGAUCUGCACAGUCGUUGAAGCUAUUAGGUGACUCAGCGACACAGGACGACAAGAUGACAAUUCUGGCGCAACUAUUCUGGCUAUCUGUGUCUCUGCUCGAAUCUGAUUACGAACACGAAUUCCUUUUGGCGCUGAGAUUACUGAGUCGUGUGCUUCAUAGAUUACCAUUGGACCGACCAGAUGCCAGGGACAAGGUGGAAAAAUUGCAACAACAACUUAGAUGGAAUUCCUUCCCUGGCGUGCAUGCUCUGCUAUUGAAAGGCUGCACUAGCCCAAACACGUACGAACCAGUGGUGACUUUAUUGUCACAGUUCACUCCUUUGCUGGAUUUGCCAGUUGUUGAUCCUACUCAGAGCCUCGCGUUUCCAAUGAACGUUGUGUCUUUGCUACCCUACAUGCUUUUAAAUUACGAGGAUGCUAAUGAAUUGUGCAUCAGGAGUGCUGAGAACAUUGCACAAGUGAGCGCUGAGAAAGGAAAAAAAUUGGAGAACUUAGGCACCGUCAUGACAUUAUACAGUCGACGCACUUUCAGCAAAGAAAGUUUCCAAUGGACGAAGUGCGUUGUCAAGUAUCUUUAUGAUACCUACGCCCAUCUGAGUUUCAACAUGCUCGCCUUCCUGGUGGAAGUCCUUGAAAAGGGCCCAGGAAGCGUUGCGUUGCCUGUGCUUAGUAUUAUACAUUGUAUGUUGCACUACGUUGAUUUAGCUUCACCAGCUGCGCAACCAAUCAACACUGAACUUCUUAGAGUGAUUUCAAAAUAUGUUGAGGGUCCACAUUGGAAAGAAGCCCUUAAAAUAUUAAAACUGGUAGUCACGAGAUCGUCGACUUUAGUAGCACCACCUACUUCAGUGCAUGGGUCAUCUUGGGACUCUUCUUUAGCGUCUCCGCAUCCGAGCUUCACCGAUACCGAGAUAUUUACCAAAAAAGAACUGCCCGGAAGGACCAUGGAUUUCACUUUCGACUUGUCUCAAACACCUGUAAUCGGUAGACGAUGGUUAAUACGUCAAGGUGUGGAAGAAAAGUCAAUUAGUUCUCCUCGAUGCUCGGUGUCCCUUUCGCCAGCCGACAGUAAUGCGGUUGCUGGUUGGAAGAGACCGUGGAUGUCACAGGGACGUGUUAGAGAAUGUUUGGUGAAUCUUCUAACAACAUGCGGACAACGUGUUGGACUACCAAAGAGCCCAUCUGAUGAACACAUUAGUUCAAUGACCUUAUAUAGCAAGGUGAUAUUCAGUCAAAGUUCAGAUUUAAUGGAAAGACAAUCGUCCAUGGCUUCCUCGACGGAAGAAGUUUCCGGCGCGAACAAUGAUUUGAGCGGAGGCUCGAGAAGGGACGACGAGCAAUUUGGUGUAUUCAAGGACUUCGAUUUCCUGGAAUAUGAGAGCGAAAGCGUCGAGGGUGAAAGUACCGAUAACUUCAAUUGGGGAGUGAGAAGGCGCCCUCUGAGCGAAGGGGAAGAAAGAGAGUCAAGUUUGAGGCAAUUUGAGGAGAGUUUAAGCGAGAAAACACAAUCAUCGAGUAAACAUACUAGUCGAUCAACCAACAUAAUGUCGGAAUUCCAGCGAGGAGUCGCUGAAGAAUCGUCAGAUGAUGAGGCUGGUUCAGAAUCGCCUCUAGAUGAAGUACCCGGUGGAUCAGGAGCAGGCCAGGAGGCAAAUAAUAUGCCUGGAAUGUUCCCACCAUCUUCUCUUUCAUUGAUACCGACCCGCACCCGACACGAUUCAUCGACAAGGUCUGACACAUCUGGCUCCAGCGCUGGAGAUUUGGGAGACGUGACACCUUGCAACGCGUCGCCAAACCUUUCGGCAUUGAUGCCAUUCAGACAAGCCGUACGAGACGACGCUGAAGAAGUGUGGCGUCAACAAAUCCAAAACCUCAUGACGCAAUGUCUACAAUUCAACACGCUAGACUUUUUCCAACUAUUAACUAGAAUUCUAAGGGAUGUGAGCAGUAAGUCUGUUAUUCUCACGCGAGAAGCCAGUAUCUUAUUGUGUAACGGCAGUCCCGCUUCCACUCAAUUAGGAUACCAUUUAACUAAUCACGCAGAUUUGCUCAGCUCGAAGGCUGACCCACCGUUAAUUUGGUUUUCCAUUGGCAUAUUUGCGAAUCAAAGAUUGAACGAGUCCUUGCGGUUUGGGAUGCUGGAGAUCCAAGAAAUUGUAGAGACGAUCUUAUAUCGAAAAGAUCAUGCUACAGAAUGCUUGGAAGCUACCAAAGCAGCAGUGAAACUCCAGGCAUUAGGCGGCGGUCAUACCGCGGAGGCCGGUUUCGAGGACUUGGGCAGAUCGUUUUACAAGCUUCAUCUUCAACUUCUGCUUCUGAUCGAAGUUUCAAACAGGUUGUUGGUCACAUUGAUGAACGCCGCGAAGAAUGUGCAAGUUCCGCUUCAAGAUAUGUCCACGGAAAUCGCGGGCAUGAAGACCGCUUUGAGCAGAGCGCUUGAGGAGAGCACUGAAAGCGAGAGAGGCACGCCAACACCAACGCCUAGUCCCAGCCCCUUACCUGGAGCAGGUGCCGUUGAGGAAGUUGCUCGCGUCGCGGAGUUACUCCGAAAUGCCAGAUGGUGUCAUGCACUCGAGGCUGUAAGACUGCACAGAGCUCAAUGGCCCGGAGAUCCCUUCCACGAUGACGACGACGUGACGACUGCUGUCAACAUGUAUUGCAAGUACCUAGGGCAAGACGGAUCUGAUAUUUUUGUGGUGACACGAAAGGACGACGAAAUGUCAGAGAUCUUUACUAGAUUGAUGGAAAGCUUGUUUCAAGUUCUGGCUGCGUUAAGACAUCUCUCUCUCAAUAACUCAAAAAGCGACUGCUAAAAUCGUAACGAUAAGGUUUAAUAUCAUAUUAUAGGCAACUAUUUGUCUGAAUUCAAGUCUUCGUCUUAACUUAAUUGUGCGUGCGUUUUACCCGUAUAUUCUUAUGUUGUAUACAACUAUAGACGUAUGUAUGUAUGUAUAUCGUGAGAGUAAUCGUCACAGUAAUAGAUAAACACGCACGAGCAGAAGCGCGAUAGCGGCGAUUUUAACGCUUCUUUUUUUAACACGAUUGCAAAGAGACAAAUGUACGCAAUUCUUCGACGAAAUAAACCAUCGAAAACCUAAAUAAUGAA
Molecule: messenger RNA, 12408 nt
Organism: Megalopta genalis
Lineage: Eukaryota; Metazoa; Arthropoda; Insecta; Hymenoptera; Halictidae
Gene: fry
Product: microtubule binding protein furry
Biological process (GO): neuron projection development; cell morphogenesis
Cellular component (GO): site of polarized growth; cell cortex
Source: RefSeq, a predicted model, not a curated record